AUGGAGUUGAAAAAGGGCAAGCUUGUCAGGUUUUACUCCGAUGGGAAAAAGCAUAAAGAACCUUCAGGGAUUGAAUACAAGGUUUCAUCAUCUUCCUUGCUUAAACCUAGUACCAAUGUUCUUCCAUUAGGUAAAAAUAAAAUAGGAGGAUCUAAGGUAUUCCCUGAGGACCAUGAGCCGUGGAGAAAAAGAAUACUUGACCCGGGUAGCGCGAUUGUCUUGAAAUGGAACCGGGUCUUUAUAGUUUCUUGCUUGGUGGCGCUUUUUCUUGAUCCUCUCUACUUUUAUUUGCCUAGUGUUGUAGAAACUAUAGGGUCUUCGUGUGUGAGGACUGACCUAAUGUUAAGGAUUGUUGUCACUUUUCUUCGGACUAUUGCGGAUGCUUUUUAUCUGUUGCACAUCAUGAUUAAGUUUAGGACGGCGUAUGUGGCACCGAGCUCACGGGUGUUUGGAAGGGGUGAGCUUGUCAUGGACCCAAGUAAAAUUGCAAGGAGAUACAUCAGAUCUGAUUUCUUCAUUGAUUUUAUUGCCACACUACCACUACCACAGAUGGUCAUCUGGUUUAUCAUACCAGCCACAAGGACCCCUCAGACUGAUCACAAGAAUAAUGCUCUUGCGUUGAUUGUCUUGCUCCAAUAUGUUCCAAGAUUAUAUUUGAUUUUCCCACUAAGCUCUCAAAUAAUCAAAGCAACAGGAGUGGUUACAAAGACUGCUUGGGCAGGAGCUGCAUAUAAUUUGCUAUUGUACAUGUUGGCUAGCCAUGUUUUAGGGGCAUCCUGGUAUCUUCUGUCUGUUGACAGAUAUACUACUUGUUGGAAAUCUGUAUGCAAAAAGGAAGAUAACCCUCAUAGUUGCUUUCUCUACCUAGACUGCAGUUCUUUGAACAAUGAUAUGCGCAAGAUAUGGGCAAAUAGUACGGAUGUGUUUAAUAGGUGUGACCCCAACAAUGAUGACAUUCCGUUCAAGUAUGGAUUAUUCCAAAAUGCAUUAACAAAGCAUGUUGUUUCUUCAAACUUCAUAUCAAAAUACUUAUAUUGUUUAUGGUGGGGGUUGCAGCAAUUAAGUUCUUAUGGACAGAACCUAGAAACAAGCACCUUUAUUGGAGAAACGUCAUUCGCUAUUGUGAUUGCCAUCUUGGGUCUUGUAUUAUUUGCACAUUUGAUUGGGAACAUGCAGACAUAUUUACAAUCAAUUACUAUAAGGCUUGAGGAGUGGAGGCUAAAGCGAAGAGACACAGAGGAGUGGAUGGGACAUCGCCAACUUCCUGAAGAUUUGAGAUUUCGUGUUAGACGAUUUGUUCAAUAUAAAUGGCUUGCAACCCGUGGUGUUGAUGAAGAAACCAUUCUACGUUCAUUGCCAACUGAUCUUCGUCGUGAUAUCCAACGCCACCUAUGCUUAGACCUUGUUAGACGAGUUCCCUUCUUCUCACAAAUGGAUGAUCAGCUUCUUGAUGCGAUAUGUGAGCGGCUGGUGUCUUCUCUAAGCACUCUAGGCACCUACAUUGUUCGUGAGGGUGACCCUGUAACUGAAAUGUUGUUUAUUAUUAGAGGCAGAUUAGAUAGUUCUACGACAAAUGGUGGCCGGACCGGUUUCUUUAACUCAAUCAUAUUGAGACCUGGAGAUUUUUGCGGGGAGGAACUACUUUCUUGGGCACUACUUCCAAAAUCAACCAUGAAUUUGCCGUCUUCAACCAGGACAGUUAAAGCGCUAAGUGAGGUUGAAGCUUUUGCUCUUCGAGCUGAAGACCUAAAGUUUGUCGCAAAUCAAUUUAGGCGCCUCCACAGCAAAAAGCUGCAGCACACCUUUCGAUUCUACUCUCACCAUUGGAGGACUUGGGCCGCCUGUUUUAUACAGGCUGCUUGGCGUCGAUAUAAGAAAAGGAUGUCUGCCAAAGAUCUCGGUGUGAGGGAAUCCCUUCCUUUAGACGAGACAGAGGCAACUGAGAGAGAACACGAAGAGGAAUAUCCUACUGGUUCAAACUCAUCUCAGGCUAAAAUGAAUCUCGGAGUCACAAUUCUCGCUUCAAGGUUUGCUGCUAACACACGUAGAGGAGCACUAAAGAUGAAAGACGACUUGCCUAAGCUACGCAAGCCUGAGGAACCCGACUUCACCACCGAAGCAGAUGAUGAUUAG
Messenger RNA from Lathyrus sativus (Indian pea), 2133 nucleotides. NCBI's taxonomy places the organism in Eukaryota, Viridiplantae, Streptophyta, Magnoliopsida, Fabales, Fabaceae. The record is from the annotation of a GenBank genome assembly.